Penicillium macrosclerotiorum is the source of this 1284-nucleotide messenger RNA. Its product is annotated as dipeptidase. The transcript has 3 exons. Gene Ontology annotation, biological process: proteolysis. Gene Ontology annotation, molecular function: metallodipeptidase activity. The coding region runs from base 1 to 1284 and encodes 427 amino acids. The record is from RefSeq and is a predicted model, not a curated record. Lineage: Eukaryota; Fungi; Ascomycota; Eurotiomycetes; Eurotiales; Aspergillaceae.
AUGGAUUACCUAGAGCAUCUCAAGUGGACUUCGGGUUCGCUGUGUCUUGGUUCUACCCUCAUAGCCGGCUCGAUAUGGAUCGUCUACCAGCACUUAUGCGCUUCCAAUACAGGCGCAGAUUAUGCUUCACGAGUUGACCACAUACUGAGCACUACACCACUAGUUGACGGCCAUAAUGACUUGCCAUACCUGCUUCGCGUCGAGCUACAGAAUAAAAUCUACUCUGACAGGUUUGCCUUUCGUGAUGGCCUAGCCAGUCACACUGAUCUCAAACGUCUGCAACAGGGCCGGGUUGGAGCUCAAUUUUGGUCUAUUUUCGUUGAAUGCCCAGACACGCAGAAAAUUGAUGAUCCGAGCCAUGUUGUGCGCGACACACUUGAGCAAAUAGAUGUAGCUCGUCGUUUUAUUGAUAUGACUCCCGAGCUCAAAUUUUGCUCGACAGUUUCUGAAGCUGUGAAGGCUUUCAAAUCUGGCAAAAUAUCAUCUAUGUUGGGCGCAGAAGGUCUGCACCAAACUGGAUCAUCAAUCGCAGUGAUCCGUCAGCUAUGGGAUGCAGGGGUUCGAUACAUUACAGUUACUCACAAUAGUGACAAUGCCUAUGCAACCGCAGCAGCUACUGUGACUAUGUCUAACUCAGGUGAAGAUGCAGGCCUGUCGUCCUUUGGAGCAUUGGCAAUCCGUGAAAUGAAUCGGCUUGGUAUGAUGGUAGAUUUAUCUCAUGCGUCGCAUCAGACCAUGAGGCAAGUCUUGGAAAUUGCUCGAUCGCCCGUCAUUUUUAGCCAUAGCACCUGCUACGCCAUAUCCAAAAAUUAUCGCAACGUGCCAGAUGAUGUGAUCAGAUCGUUAAAGACCAACGGAGGAGUCUUGAUGGUGAUGUUUGUCAAACGGUUUCUCAACGCGAGGGACCCCGAUUCUGCCGAUAUCGAGACCAUCGUUGAUCAUGUCAUGCAUAUUGUGGAGCUUUCUGGCUGGGACCAUGUUGGAAUUGGAGGUGAUUUUGACGGGACAGUAACCUUAGCUAACGGCAUCCACUCCGUCGCCGAUUAUCCCAAGCUGAUAGAGGCGGUGAUGCGAAGAGGGGCCACAGAUUUACAGGUGAAGAAAAUGGUUGGUCAGAAUAUUUUGAGAGCUUGGAGAGAGAACGAACGGAACGCUCAGAACUUUGUGAAUGAGAAGCCGAUCGAGGAUGUUUGGGAAGGGCGGAGUUGGUCAAGGUGGAAUAACCCAUUACCAAAUAUGAUUCCUAAUAAUCCUGAUCGUUUACCCGCUCAAGACUAUCCAUGA